GACCAUAUACACAGACGACGCAGCGCAGACGUUGCGCGCGGCGCGGACGCCACCCCCGCCACAAUCCCGCCCCCUCCCCCAGUGCCCGUCCGGCCUCUUGUCCGUCGCCGAUGGCCGCGCCCGCGCCGAGGCCAGCGCGCGCAGCCACCCUCGCCCUGCUCGCCCUCGUCGCCGCGUGGCUCGGGGCCUCCGCGGGCGCGGGCAGCGACGACGUGCUGCGCCGGGCGCAGCGCGAUGAGUUCGCGGCGUGGAUGGCCGGCGUCCGGCGGGCCAUCCACGAGCGGCCCGAGCUGGCGUUCGAGGAGCACGAGACGAGCGCGCUGGUCCGGAGGGAGCUCGACGCCAUGGGCGUCGCGUACAGGCACCCGGUCGCCGGGACGGGCGUCGUCGCGGCCGUCGGCACCGGGGGUCCGCCGUUCGUCGCGCUGCGCGCCGACAUGGACGCGCUCCCGCUGCAGGAGGAAGUGGAGUGGGACCACAAGAGCAAGGAGACCCGGAAGAUGCACGCCUGCGGCCACGACGCCCACACCGCGAUGCUGCUCGGCGCCGCCAGGAUCCUCCAUGAGCGCCGCCACGACCUGCAGGGCACAGUAGUCCUCCUUUUCCAGCCGGGAGAGGAGGUCGGCAUUGGCGCCAAGAAGAUGGUGGAGGCGGGCGCCGUGGAGAACGUCGAGGCCAUAUUCGGGUUCCACGUCACCGUAAUGCUCCCUACCGGCGUGGUGGGCUCUAGGGCCGGCCCGUUGCUGGCCGGGUGCGGGUUCUUCGAGGCGGUGAUCACCGGGGCCGGUGGCCACGCCGCCACCCCCCACAACAUCGUCGACCCCGUGGUGGCAGCCUCCAGCGUCGUCCUCAGCUUGCAGAGCCUCGUCUCGCGGGAGGCGGACCCGCUGGACUCGCAGGUGGUAACAGUGACGAGGUUCCAGGGCGGCGGCGCGUUCAACGUGAUCCCGGACUCCGUGGCGAUCGGCGGCACGUUUCGGUGCUUCUCCAGCGAUGGCUUCAUGCGGCUGAAGCGUCGCAUCGAGGAGGUGAUCGUUUCGCAAUCCGCGGUGCACCGAUGCGCCGCGUCCGUGGACUUCGGCGCCGGUGGGAGCCCCCUGCUGCCCCCGACCGUGAACGCCGCCUCGCUGCACGCGCACUUCGAGGCCGUCGCCGCCGAGACGGUGGGCGCGAGCGCCGUCCGGGCCGCCAUGGCGCCGUGCAUGGGUAGCGAGGACUUUGCGUCCUUCUCGGAGGCCGUCCCAGCCUCGCACUUCUACUUUGUUGGGAUACGGAACGAGGGGAUCGGGGCCGUGCACGCCGCACACUCCCCGCACUUCCUCGUCGACGACGACGCGCUUCCGUACGGCGCCGCAAUGCACGCCAACCUCGCCAUCGGGUACCUGCGGAACCGCGCGGCAGCCAACGACGGGCCCGUCGUCGCCCCCCACGACGAGCUUUAGGUUCACUGCAGCUUUUUCACGAGCGACCUACGAUUGUGCGGCGGCUUGCAGUCACACACGUCGGGAUCCCAUCGUUGGACUGAUCUUGCCGUCCAAUGCGCAUAACGAUUGCGUGGCUGAGUGGCUCUGAUCACGAAACAAGUGAAACUGCACGCAUUUAAUUCUAAGGGGCAUAACAAAAUCAAAUAAUUAUAAUUAGAGUCCGUUUGGCACAACUUUAGCUCCUGAUUCUAGACGAGGAUUCGGAGGAGCCGUGCCAAACGGAUGUUUCUGUGAA
Molecule: messenger RNA, 1719 nt
Organism: Zea mays
Lineage: Eukaryota; Viridiplantae; Streptophyta; Magnoliopsida; Poales; Poaceae
Source: RefSeq, a predicted model, not a curated record